Molecule: messenger RNA, 3152 nt
Organism: Colossoma macropomum (tambaqui)
Lineage: Eukaryota; Metazoa; Chordata; Actinopteri; Characiformes; Serrasalmidae
Gene: lin7a
Product: lin-7 homolog A (C. elegans)
Exons: 6
Coding region: 24-680 (218 amino acids)
Biological process (GO): maintenance of epithelial cell apical/basal polarity; neurotransmitter secretion; protein localization to basolateral plasma membrane
Cellular component (GO): MPP7-DLG1-LIN7 complex; synapse; basolateral plasma membrane
Molecular function (GO): L27 domain binding
Source: RefSeq, a predicted model, not a curated record
CACUUACAGCAGCAGAAGCAGACAUGGCGACGGUGGUCCAGCCGCUGACUCUGGAGCGAGAUGUGGCACGGGCGAUCGAGCUGCUGGAGAAGCUGCAGGAGUCUGGUGAUGUUCCUGGCCAUAAGCUCCAGUCUCUGAAGAAGGUUCUACAGAGUGAAUUCUGCACGGCCAUCAGAGAGGUCUACCAGUAUAUGCACGAGACAAUAACAGUAAAUGGCUGUCCAGAGUACCAAGCUCGCGCCACAGCAAAGGCCACAGUGGCGGCUUUCGCAGCAAGUGAAGGUCACUCUCAUCCGCGAGUGGUGGAGCUGCCAAAGACCGAUGAGGGGCUGGGUUUUAACGUGAUGGGUGGAAAAGAGCAAAACUCACCAAUCUACAUCUCCCGCAUCAUCCCCGGGGGCGUGGCUGAGCGACAUGGCGGACUGAAGAGGGGAGACCAGCUUCUGUCUGUCAAUGGAGUGAGCGUGGAGGGAGAGCACCAUGAGAAAGCAGUGGAGCUGCUGAAAGCCGCUAAGGACAGCGUGAAGUUGGUGGUUCGCUACACCCCAAAGGUCUUGGAGGAGAUGGAGGCUCGCUUUGAGAAGCUCCGCACGGCCCGCAGGCGCCAGCAACAGCAGCUACUGAUGCAGCAGCAGCAGCAGCAGCAAAACCUCAACACUCAGCAGAACCACAUGUCGUAGGUUGUUCCAGAAGAAGAAGAAAUAGAGGAUUCGGAGUGAGCUCUGCUAGAACUCAAAUCCGGCGACCUGCAGCCAUCCAGCAGAAGAGAAAGGAGGGUCAUGCUGUUUUCCAACGAAGACCACCCCUCGUUCAGUGUACUACCUACAGCUUUACAAAGGUCGACAAACCUCUAUGAUCCGUGUCCUGAAACGUAUACACAUUGGUGCUUGGUUUUGGAAAAGACGACAGCGCGAGAGAGAGAGAGCACUUGUUUUAUCUUUUCGUUGUUAACUUUUUAGUUCCUUCUCAGCCAGUUGCAAGUUGUGACCCUCUCCAAAGAAAGUCCUUCUCGUAGUUUGUGACGCCGUAUUUACUUGUGUUCAACUGAAUUUGUUGACAGACCUUUUUUUUUUACGUUUUCCCAUUGCCACAGCUUUGUACAAUAACCUCUUGACGGAUUCUUCGGUGCUUGUGUCUGUGCGAAAGAAAAUUGCUUUUUGUGUCAAACGUGUCCUUGAUUGGAUAAAAGUGAGGUAUUUUAUACCAUAUUGUAGCAAGGAAUAUUUUGUAUAAACAAGGUAGAUUUAGCAAUAACACACUUAAGUUGGUUUUACAUGCGUCAUUGUUAAAUUCUGGGGAAAUUUAAAGGAAUAUAAAGGACACAGAAGCUUAUGAUGGUAGUGCUGUGGUCCUUUAAAGGAUCGCUUGCCCGGAAAUGCUAACAUGGCUAGCAACGAGUGCAAGCUAGCAGAACAGGGAACAAAAGGCAGCAGCUAGCUUCCUAGCUAUGUACUAGCUAACGGCCAACUUUUCAUGCUCUGCUAAGCCCGGUUUGUUGUUAGCUAUGUUAGCAUUUUUAGCCAAACAAUCCUUUUUAUCAUAAGAUAGGUUCUGCCAUCGACUUCAUUUGCACAGAAUGUCCUUAAUGUAUAGGCUAGCUGCAGCACCAGUGCUAAUCAAAGAGGUUUCCGUUCAGAAGAUGUCUGGAAACUGUGUGAACGUUAUGUUACGUACAAAGUUCUAAUGCAAUUUUAGAAAUGUGAGGAAACUAUUCACAACAGAAAUCUAAUGAAAAGAUACUCUAUUUAUGCUAGGUUAAUAUUUAAUAUGAAAAAGCCUAUACUAUAAAAACUUCCUAUAUUAUUUAUUUGAGGACGAGCAGAAUGUCAAACAGAUAUGCGCAAACUUAUAUAUAUAUAUUGUGGUGGUGGUGGUGGUGGUGGUGGUGUUGGGGGGGUCAUGACAUAAUAUUUUAUUAUUUUUAAAUGGUUAUAUUUUCUAGUUUGUGAUCUCAGAGUUUUCAGCAGGCUAUUAAUUGUGAUGUUACUGUAUUAAAAUUUACUGUAUAUUCUGCAACUAAUAACUGACCACUUAAUCUAAUCAGAUCACCUCCACCUCUUUCCUGUACACUGUCCACUUUUGACAAUCAUUCGAUUAGAUUUGCAUUUAUUGGAGUAUUUUUAUUUUUCCAAACCACAACACUGACACAGACAACAAGCAAUCCAUCCCUUAUAUAAAUUAUUGUAUGUCCGCUAAUAUCAAAGAACCAUAAGCCGCUUUUCCGCUGUAUGGUACUUGCUCGACUCGACUCGACUCGACUCGACUCUACCUGACUCUACUUUCUUUUUUUUGGUUUUCCACUUGGUCAGUCUGGUACAUUGUACCUGUUAUCGGGUAGUAUAUUUGGUACCACCUCCGUUGAGGUUCCAAGCAAGUUGAGCUGACACCAGGUGACGUAAAAAUGCAACAGACUACCGAUUGGUUGGAGAGAAUUGCUAAUCAUAUACGCUAACGCUAGUUACCAGGUUAGCGUUCCCUCUUGCGUCGCCUUUGAACAAUCAGAGUUGUUUCGUCGUCUGAAGUCUGAUGUAGUAUUUCCCAAACUUUCCUGGUUUUUUAGCAGUAUUUUAUCAUGCUGCCAUCCGGCUUUUCUGAACAAACAAUUGUCUCUUUCACGUCUCGGUAGUUUCAUGUGACGUUGCUAUGAUGACCAGCAACAUUGAGGGGGUACUCUAUCUGGAGCAGAAAACAAAGUAGCUGGUAGAGUCGAGCUGGAAUGUGCUAUGCAGUGGAAAAGCAGCUAUAGAACAGUAAGUUGAACAGUGAAUGAUCAACAGUAGUCAAAGGUAGUGUUGUAUCUAUAUUAUUGUUACUUUGUUUGUUUAGUUUCCUGGUCCGAACCUGAAUAUUUUCUAUUGUUCCUUUGCUGUUGGUAGCCUAUGAGAGAAGUAUUAGUAAGUACAGAUGUUCUUAGUGGAAGCUGGCGAUGCUGUGAAGUUUUGUUUUUGUCCCUCGAUCUGCUGUAUGAGCUGUUCAUCUACUGACUUUUCUCCCUUUUUGUAUGUUUACUUAAACACUUUUCUUACCGAUGACUUGCAUUUUCAAGACUGGUUAAAACUGUACUUACUAUACAGAGAGACAAAAACAAUACCAGGUGAUAUGCAAUUGUUAUACAUAUUAUAUUUGUAUAAAUAAAUAUAUAUGUCUGUGUG